ACUCCUGAAUGAACUCGAACCUUCCCUUCAGGCUUAAAAAAAAAUAUGCUUUGAACAGGAUUUUUCACGCCCUUGAACACUGAGGGCUGCUUUAAAGAUCCUUGAUGCCCCUUUUAGGUUCUCUGGUGGCAGCUUUUACUUCAUGUUUUUAAAAGAUAUUUUUGCUCUUCUUGGUGAAGUAUUUUUGCAAUGUAUCUCGUCGUGAGGCUCUGAAAAUAACUCCCUCUCCGAUGUCCUACUCGUGGUCCCCUUCCCCCAUAGACUUUUAUAGAAUUUCUAAGGCCAUGAUUUAAUGACAGAAUUUCAAAGGCCGUAAGAGUUUUCAUGCCCCUCAACUCAUUGCUGAGGUUUCUGAGCUUGUAUACCGCUUGUUGAUAUUCUAGAAAGAGGCUUUGUUCUGCACUUUUUAGCUCUGUUUGGAAGACUAGUCUGUUUUUCUAGGAAGUUAGGAGUUAUGUGUAGUUUUGCUCUUUUUGACUUUGAAAAUAUCUGAUUACAUGGGUCAGAACGCCGAGAGGACGCUGACGGUGAAGGAUUUCCUUGUAUCCUGCUCACUUAGAAAAUUUGAUAUGCCCCCCCCCCCACACACAGUGUGAAAAACAAUUUGAAUGGAAUUGCUCGCUAAAAAGGAGGACCCCUUUUCCCCCCAGAAAUUACUCAAUGCUGAAACCUUUCAAAGUGAUAUUAGAGAAGUUGGAAGCACCAUGGAUGGGUUUUAUGAUCAGCAAGUCCCUUUUAUGGUUCCAGGGAAAUCUCGAUCCGAGGAAUGUAGAGGGCGGCCUGUGAUUGAUAGAAAAAGGAAGUUUUUAGACACAGACCUGGCUCAUGAUUCUGAAGAGUUGUUUCAGGAUCUCAGUCAACUUCAAGAGGCUUGGUUAGCUGAAGCACAAGUUCCUGAUGAUGAACAGUUUGUCCCAGAUUUUCAGUCUGAUAACUUGGUGCUUCAUGCCCCACCUCCAACCAAGAUCAAACGGGAGCUGCACAGCCCCUCAUCCGAGCUGUCCUCCUGCAGCCAUGAGCAGGCUCUUGGUGCUAACUAUGGAGAAAAGUGCCUCUACAACUACUGUGCCUAUGAUAGGAAGCCUCCCUCUGGGUUCAAGCCAUUAACCCCUCCUACCACUCCCCUGUCACCCACCCAUCAGAAUUCCCUAUUUCCCCCACCUCAGGCAACCCUGCCCACCUCGGCACAUGCCCCUGCAACAGGCCCUGUCCAGGCGGUGGGCCCUGCCGCCGCCCCUCAUUCGCUUCCAGAACCUGGACCACAGCAGCAAACCUUUGCGGUCCCCCGGCCACCACAUCAGCCCCUGCAGAUGCCAAAGAUGAUGUCUGAAAACCAGUAUCCAUCAGAACAGAGAUUUCAGAGACAACUGUCUGAACCCUGCCACCCCUUUCCUCCUCAGUCAGGAGUUCCUGGAGAUAAUCGCCCCAAUUACCACCGGCAAAUGUCAGAACCUAUUGUCCCUGCAGCUCCCCCACCCCCUCAGGGAUUCAAACAAGAGUACCAUGACCCACUCUAUGAACAUGGGUUGCCAGGCAUGCCAGGCCCCCCAGCACAUGGAUUCCAGUCACCAAUGGGAAUCAAGCAGGAACCCCGGGACUACUGCGUUGAUUCAGAAGUGCCUAACUGCCAGUCAUCCUACAUGAGAGGAGGGUAUUUCUCCAGCAGCCAUGAAGGUUUUUCAUAUGAAAAGGACCCCCGGUUGUACUUUGAUGACACCUGUGUUGUUCCUGAGAGACUGGAAGGCAAAGUCAAACAAGAACCCACGAUGUAUCGGGAGGGGCCCCCAUACCAGAGACGUGGCUCCCUUCAGCUGUGGCAGUUCCUGGUUACUCUUCUUGAUGACCCAGCCAAUGCCCACUUCAUUGCCUGGACAGGCCGAGGCAUGGAGUUCAAGCUGAUAGAACCUGAAGAGGUUGCUCGGCGUUGGGGCAUCCAGAAGAACCGACCUGCCAUGAACUAUGACAAGCUCAGCCGCUCUCUACGCUAUUACUAUGAAAAGGGCAUCAUGCAGAAGGUGGCUGGGGAGCGAUAUGUCUACAAAUUUGUCUGUGACCCAGAUGCCCUCUUCUCCAUGGCCUUCCCUGACAACCAGCGUCCGUUCCUGAAAGCGGAAUCUGAGUGCCACCUCAAUGAGGAGGACACCCUGCCACUGACCCACUUUGAAGACAAUCCUGCUUACCUCCUGGACAUGGAUCGCUGCAGCAGCCUCCCCUAUGCUGAGGGCUUUGCUUACUAAGUUUCUGAGUGGCUGAGAGGCCAAACCCUAGAGCUAGCAGUUCCCAUUCAGGCAAACGAGGGCAGUGGUUUUGUUUGUGUUUUUGGCUGUUCCUAAGCUUGCCCUUUGAGUAUUAUCUGGAGAACCCGAGCUGUCUCUGGAUUGGCACCCUUAAAGACAGAUACCUUGGCUGGGGAGUGGGAACAGGGGGUGGCAGAAAACCACCAAAGGCUGGUGCCUCAGUGCUGAUCCUGACAAGGUUUCUGGGAAGAGAUUGAAAUGGAGCCUCCUUCCCAUGGACGAUAUAUGCAAAGCAAUACCUUGUUCAGGUUAGUACCCACAAAUGGGGACAGCGUGUGUGACCAUCUGCAUUGAUCAUGGACUACUAAAUGCCUUUACAUAGAA
Messenger RNA from Talpa occidentalis (Iberian mole), 2621 nucleotides. RefSeq names its product ETS variant transcription factor 5 (gene ETV5). Gene Ontology annotation, biological process: cell differentiation; regulation of transcription by RNA polymerase II. Gene Ontology annotation, molecular function: DNA-binding transcription factor activity, RNA polymerase II-specific; sequence-specific DNA binding. Gene Ontology annotation, cellular component: nucleus. The record is from RefSeq and is a predicted model, not a curated record. Bases 609 to 2237 code for a protein of 542 amino acids. The transcript has 13 exons. Lineage: Eukaryota; Metazoa; Chordata; Mammalia; Eulipotyphla; Talpidae.